AUGGUGGGCAAACUCUUUAGGAAAGUGAUCCGCCAGAGGGAAUUUUCCUGUCUUGUCACCAUCUCUUAGAGAUCGCUUGCUAGAACAAAGCAAAUCCAUAAAGGAAGUGCAGGGUGGAUCUGUCUGCAUAUAGGCUCCAUACUGGGAAGAGUGGGCUGGGUGACCUACGGAUCUCGUCUGAAUUUUUGUGCUCGAUGUAAAAGGAGAGGAAAAAAAGAUCGGGGAAAUGCAGCUUUUGUCUUAUCCCUGCCGCUCCCUGUUGUGCUUAAAUUUAAUAUUAAGGCUUGUAUAGAGGAUACAUUUACUUAGAUUUCUUUCCUUAACUAGCUUCUGGGGUUCUUGUUUGCCGUUUCAGUUUCCCUCUGCAAAACAGGAUGGACUGUUGAAUUGGAAAGCACCGCAGACCUGGUCAUACAGCCCGGCUGGUCCACUCUCUGCUUUAUUUAUCUAUUACUAGUUAUUUAAAUUGAACUUUUAAUAACCUGCCAGCUGCUCUUCAGACACACAUGGUGCAUUGUUGCCAUUCCCAGAAUCAUAUCUUUGAAAUCCAGGCCCUUGGUAACCUUCAUCGAACAAAGAGGCGACCUAGAGGAUACAUCUGCAGCCGGACUUUUCAAACCUGCUGCCCCCUAGCUUCCCCAUUGCCCGUGCUGUUUUUCUAGCACAUCAUGGAGCCCACAAUGGAGUAUUGCUUGGCACAGGUUCUGCAGAAAGAUGUUGGGAAGAGGCUUCAGGUUGGCCAAGAACUGAUAGAUUAUUUCUCAGAUAAACAGAAAUCUGCUGAUCUUGAACAUGAUCAGACCAUGCUGGAUAAAAUGGUUGAUGGUCUUGCUACCUCAUGGGUAAAUUCCAGCAAUUAUAAGGUUGUCCUGCUGGGCUUGGACAUCUUAUCUGCACUGGUAUCACGGCUCCAGGAUAGAUUUAAAGCCCAGAUUGGCACAGUGCUACCUAGUUUAAUUGACAGGCUGGGAGAUUCAAAAGACUCUGUGAGAGAGCAGGAUCAGGCACUGUUGCUAAAAAUCAUGGAGCAAGCUGCUAACCCUCAGUAUGUGUGGGACAGGAUCUUGGGAGGAUUCAAACACAAGAAUUUCCGGACAAGAGAAGGAAUUUGCCUCUGCCUUAUUGCAACGCUCAAUGCAUCUGGAGCUCAGAGUUUAACACUGAGUAAGAUUGUGCCACAUAUAUGUAAUUUACUUGGAGAUCCAAACAGCCAGGUUCGUGAUGCAGCAAUAAAUAGCCUAGUAGAAAUCUACAGACAUGUAGGUGAACGUGUAAGAGCUGAUCUCAGCAAGAAAGGAUUGCCACAGUCUCGGUUGAACAUAAUUUUUACAAAAUUUGAUGAGGUCCAGAAAUCAGGAACUAUGAUCCAAGGAUCAGGUGAUAAAAACUUUGAUGAUGAUGACUCUGUGGAUGGGAACAGGCCUUCCUCAGCCAGCUCUUCAACAUCUUCGAAAGCUCCAUCAGCCUCUCGAAAAAGUGGGAUGGGGACCACUCGUAGGGUUGGAACAGCUACUGUAGUCUCAAAGGCUCCAGCAACUAAGGAAGGAGCUGGAGCUGUUGAUGAAGAAGACUUUAUUAAAGCUUUUGAAGAUGUUCCAACAGUUCAGAUAUAUUCUAGCCGAGACCUGGAAGAAUCCAUAAACAAAAUCAGAGAAAUCCUAUCUGAUGAUAAACAUGAUUGGGAACAAAGAGUAGCUGCACUGAAAAAGAUCCGGUCUUUAUUGUUGGCUGGAGCUGCUGAAUAUGAUACCUUUUUCCAACUCCUGCGCCUGCUUGAUGGAGCAUUUAAACUCUCCGCUAAAGAUUUGAGAUCCCAGGUAGUCCGAGAGGCUUGUAUCACAUUGGGGCAUUUGUCGUCUGUCUUGGGUAACAAGUUUGACCAUGGGGCAGAAGCUAUCAUGCCAACGAUCUUCAAUCUCAUUCCCAACAGUGCCAAAGUCAUGGCCACUUCUGGUGUAGUAGCUGUUAGAUUAAUUAUUCGACAUACGCACAUCCCUCGACUAAUUCCCAUCAUCACCAGUAACUGUACCUCCAAAUCUGUUGCAGUUAGAAGGCGCUGCUUUGAAUUUUUAGAUUUGCUUUUGCAAGAAUGGCAAACUCACUCCUUAGAAAGGCACAUAUCAGUAUUGGCUGAAACAAUAAAAAAGGGAAUCCACGAUGCUGACUCUGAAGCGCGGAUAAAAGCCAGAAAGUGUUACUGGGGCUUCCACAGCCACUUUAGUCGAGAAGCGGAACAUUUGUUUAAUUCGUUAGAAUCCUCAUACCAGAAGGCUCUACAGUCUCAUUUAAAGAACUCUGAUAGCAUUGUGUCUUUGCCUCACUCCGAUCGCUCCUCCUCCAGUUCCCAGGAGAGCCUCAACCGUCCACUGUCUGCCAAAAGAAGUCCAACUGGAAGCACUACAUCACGAGCCUCUACAGUGAGUGCGAAAUCUGUAUCAGCGUCCGGGUCUCUCCAGCGUUCCCGCAGUGACAUUGAUGUGAAUGCAGCAGCCAGUGCCAAAUCAAAAGUAACAUCUUCUGGCUCCGAUGCCCCCUUCAGCUCUGCUGCAGCCCUGCCCCCUGGCUCUUAUGCCUCUCUAGGUCGGAUCCGCACAAGGAGGCAAAGCUCUGGAAGUUCCACUAGUAUCACCUCAACACCUGCUGAUACUCGAGGCCGAAGCCGGGCCAAAGUAGUUUCACAGUCCCAGCGAUCCAGAUCAGCUAACCCUGCUGGUGCUGGUAGUCGAUCCAGUUCCCCUGGAAAGGUCCUGGGAAGUACUUAUGGUGGAAUGGGCAGUGGACUAACCAGAGUACACCCAAUACCAUCACCUGCUGACAAACGAAGCAAAGUCCCUCGAAGCCAGGGCUGCAGCCGAGAAACCAGCCCAAACAGGAUCGGUCUAGCACGGAGCAGCCGUAUCCCCCGACCCAGCGUGAGUCAGGGGUGCAGCCGCGAUACCAGCCGUGAGAGCAGCCGAGAUACAAGCCCUGCUCGGGGCUUCCCUCCACUGGCCUCUCGACGUCAUUCCAGGUCCACUAGUGCUCUCUCCACUGCUGAUUCUGUUGGGCAGUCAGACCGGUUCGGACUUGGCCAGCCAGGCAGGUUGCCUGCUUCAAUGAAUGCCAUGCGAGUUCUUAGUACAAGCACAGAUUUGGAGGCUGCUGUGGCAGAUGCACUGCUCUUAGGAGACUCCAGGAGCAAGAAAAAGCCGGUGAGGCGACGGUAUGAGCCAUAUGGGAUGUAUUCUGACGAUGAUGCAAACAGUGACGCCUCGAGUGCUUGCUCCGAGCGUUCCUAUGGCUCCCGCAACGGAGGCAUCCCACACUACCUGCGGCAGACGGAGGAUGUGGCUGAGGUCUUAAACCACUGUGCUAGUUCCAACUGGUCUGAAAGGAAGGAAGGGCUAAUAGGCCUGCAGAACCUGCUGAAGAGCCAGAGGACACUGAGUCGAGUUGAGCUGAAAAGGUUGUGUGAAAUCUUCACACGCAUGUUUGCUGACCCACACAGCAAGAGAGUUUUCAGCAUGUUUCUUGAAACCCUGGUUGACUUCAUCAUUAUUCACAAGGAUGAUUUACAGGAUUGGCUCUUUGUCCUCCUAACACAACUACUCAAGAAGAUGGGUGCUGACUUGCUAGGAUCAGUGCAAGCAAAAGUGCAGAAAGCUCUGGAUGUAACAAGGGAUUCUUUUCCAUUUGAUCAGCAAUUUAAUAUUUUGGUGAGGUUUAUUGUAGAUCAAACCCAAACACCAAAUCUUAAAGUAAAAGUGGCAAUCCUGAAGUACAUUGAAUCAUUGGCCAGACAGAUGGACCCAACUGAUUUUAUCAACUCCAGUGAGGCAAAACUUGCAGUUUCGAGGAUUAUUACUUGGACAACAGAACCAAAGAGCUCAGAUGUGAGAAAGGCAGCGCAAAUAGUCCUGAUUUCUCUGUUUGAACUGAACACUCCUGAGUUUACCAUGUUACUUGGUGCCUUGCCAAAGACAUUUCAGGAUGGUGCUACCAGGCUACUCCACAACCACCUCAAGAACUCCAGUAACACUAGUAUGGGUUCCCCUAGCAAUACUGUUGGCCGAACUCCUUCACGUCACCCUAGCAGCAGAACCAGCCCCUUAACUUCACCUACCAACUGUUCUCAUGGAGGACUGUCUCCAAGUCGUUUCUGGGGUUGGAGUGCAGACGGGCUGUCGAAGCACCCCCCUCCCCUUUUUCAGCCUAACUCCAUCCCCGCCGCUCCUUCUCACAAGACUUUCAGGCGCUCUUACUCUCCCAGCAUGCUGGAUUACGACACGGAGAACCUAAAUUCUGAUGAAAUUUACAGCUCUCUGCGUGGAGUCACAGAAGCAAUUGAAAAAUUUAGUUUUCGUAGCCAAGAGGAUCUGAAUGAACCAAUCAAACGUGAUGGGAAGAAGGACAGUGAUAUUGUUUCUCGAGAAGGGGGGAUAGCAUCUCCAGCUACUGAUGUGCGUGGAAGCAGUGAUAUUGUAGAAGGAGGAAGGAUGGCUCUCGACAACAAAACAUCCCUACUCAAUACCCAGCCCCCACGUGCCUUUUCGGGACCCCGAACACGAGAAUAUAACCCCUACCCAUAUGCAGAUACUAUCAGCGCCUAUGACAAGAGUGCUCUUAAAGAGGCUGUGUUUGAUGAUGAUAUUGAUCAGCUUCGAGAUGUGCCCAUUGAUCAUUCCGAUUUGGUGGCUGAUCUUUUAAAAGAAUUAUCCAACCACAACGAGCGGGUAGAAGAACGGAAAGGGGCCCUUCUUGAGCUACUGAAGAUUACAAGGGAAGAUAACCUGGGAGUUUGGGAAGAGCACUUCAAGACCAUCUUGCUUUUAUUGCUUGAAACACUUGGAGACAAAGAUCAUUCGAUAAGAGCCUUGGCAUUGAGAGUGUUGCGAGAAAUCUUGAGGAAUCAGCCUGCAAGAUUUAAGAACUAUGCUGAACUGACUAUCAUGAAGACUCUGGAAGCACAUAAAGAUUCUCACAAAGAGGUUGUGAGAGCUGCUGAGGAAGCCGCUUCUACUCUGGCCAGCUCCAUCCACCCGGAACAGUGCAUCAAAGUGCUGUGCCCCAUCAUUCAAACAGCUGACUACCCAAUCAACCUGGCCGCUAUUAAAAUGCAGACAAAAGUCAUUGAGAGGAUCUCAAAGGAGUCUUUGCAUCAGCUCCUUCAAGACAUCAUCCCUGGGUUGUUGCAGGGUUAUGACAACACAGAAAGCAGUGUUCGCAAAGCCAGUGUCUUUUGCCUCGUAGCGAUCUAUUCAGUUAUCGGUGAAGAGCUGAAACCCCACCUUGCACAGCUCACUGGGAGCAAGAUGAAGCUUCUGAACUUGUACAUAAAGAGGGCCCAGACCACCAACAGCAACAGCAGCUCAUCUUCAGAUGUUUCCACACACAGUUAAUGGAGAUCUUUGGACAUACCUGUAGACACAGAAGCAAUCAGCUGUGCCUCUCAGAGACCCUCCCUUCAUCAGCACGCUCCCUCCACCAGUGGAGGCCAUGCAGAUAUUUAUUGCAAUCAGUAUUUUUAGUCCUUUUAAAGCUUUUUAUUGUAGAAUAUUCUUGGUAUUGAAUGUAAAGGAAGCAAGGCCUGGAUUUGCAGUCCUCCUCCAAAAAAGGGCAGUAAAAAAACCAUGGUUAACAUUUACACUGCAAUCAUCUACUUAGCAUUUCUAAAACCUGAAGUUUCCUGAACUCCUUAACACAUCAGUGAUUUAAUCAAUGGGAUUUUAUGUACUGAGAGUUUGGGUUUAUAUUGGAUGACAUCUCUACUAGGCAGACUUUUGACUAACAGUUCCUCCGGUUUCCCCAAUAUCUCAGACAUUAUUCCAGAGGUGAACUUAAAAUUUGCAAUGUGGAGAAACCUGUAUAGGAUACAAGAUCAGGCCAAUAGACUAGGUUUUAAUUUAAUAAUCCCUUAAUCUGCAUGUGAUAAGUCAUGGAAAUUCCCUGGGAACCUCAGCAAUUUGUAUAGCUAAAUGAAGACCUGCCUCAGAAAAGCCAUUCAGUUAAUUGUUUCUCCUCAACUUGUUUGUUUCUUCAGUAUUUUUGAAAAUUUGAAAACAAUUGCAAAAUGCAAUAUGCUCACUUCUCAUGUAGAGGAAAUUCUGCUUACAUUAUUCAUUUUGUUCCUACUCCGCUUUUUGUUCCUUUACGGAACUCUGCUCUGUUGCAGAAUUUGCUGGGAAUUGAAUUCCUUCUGUAACCGUUUUAUCUAGCAUCAUCUGUUAGUAUGCACUGAGAGAGUGAAUGCACUGUAAUGUCUUUAAGCUGGUGAAGUAUCUGUCCCUAUCAGAGGAACUGACAACCCAUCUCCUAAGAAAUGUGAAAUAUGCUAUCACUGCUGCUUCAGUCUUCAGUAAGAAAGUUGUGCUUUCCAGAGCUCGAUUGGCUUUCUAGGAGCUGCAACUCAGAUAGCCAGGCCUUUCUUUCUUAAUAAAAUACUGCUUUUGUUUGUCAGCAGAUGUUCCUUGGUGCAGCGCUUGUUCUGUUAGCACCCACCACGUUCAUCGAGAGUUCCCCAUCCUUUGAGUACUCCAGGAAUAUGUCCACCCCUUCCAGCCACCAUGCAGUCUGGAUUAUUUAUCAUCCUGUUUCGUGUUUAAUGUACAUAGCAAAUCACUCCCCCCCCCCCGCGGUGAUCAGAUGUGAUCCUGUUUUUUUAGGAAGUACUCAAAGGGCUAGCUCAAUCUGCACCAACUUGUUUGUUUGUUUUAAAGCUGUACAGUUGGGGUAGUGGGGUGCGUUUAACUAUUCCAGGCACAAGGUCUCUGGCUACCGAUCCGUACAUGCUGGUGGAAAUCAGUCUGCAUGUUGUUGGCGCUUCAGCUGCCAGAUCGGGAGGGCUCCAUCUUCUCCCAGCACUGUCCAAAUGUUUGCAGCUGCCUUUUUCCUUGCUGCCUCCUUUCGCAGGGCUUUAACUUCUCAGACUUUUUGAAAGAGAGAGGUUUCUUUUCUUCGUAUCCUCCUUCAUCUUCUCAUACCCCUUCCCCCUUCCAGGCCUUUAUAUCUGAGAAUCCGCACAGAACCAUCCUGCCUACUGUUGGGUUGCCUUAGAUGGUGACGUCCAUAGUGUCAGUGGGGCACCAGAGUUGCCAGGGCAUGAGCGAGCAAAGCAAAGCAUUGCAACCCCUUCACCCUCUGAAGUACUGUAGGUCUCUCAUGUAGUGCUGAAUUAACUGAGGCAUGUGGCUUUCUUUUAAAAGGUACACUAUGUGUGCUUGCCUGGAUUACAACAACAACAACAACAAAACUUUUCUAUCGCUUCCUACUAGCUUCUCAGUAACCUGUAUAAGUAAUCUAACUUGCAACAUUGUCAUAUAAAUCUUCUUUCUACUACCCUUCCAGCCCCUUUAUUUAUCAAGUGUAAUAGUUCAUAUUAAACGAGAACAGAGAAAUGUUUGUAGAAUGCAGCAGGACUUUGCUAACAGUAAUAAUGUUCUAAAUGGGAAGGGCAGGCUCACAAAGCCGCUCAAAACAGUCAGCCUUCAGAAACAAGUUUGUUGGCACAGUGUUCACGCGCAUGUAUUUAAUUUCUAUUUUGGGGUUGGUUAUUUUAUUUUAAUUUUUUGCGCUUUUGUCAUGUUACAUCCAUAUCUGUAUUUAUAUCUUAUUUGUUUCACUUUUGAGUGUAUCAUGGCAAAUGUACAGAUGUUUUUAUGUUAACCUUUACAUGAUAGAAUUUGCUAAAAAUAAUAAAAAAAACCCUUUUGAGUUUGCCCUAGAAUUAAAUGAAAGUUAAAUUUAUGUUCUCAUGGGAGCGUCUUUGCACAGCUGGCUAGCCGUAUUUGAUUGACCUUCAAGGUCAUCUGAAUUAAAGGUAUGCACUGAAGAUUAAUUUUUCAAAUUUGCCCACAUAUAACACUGACCAGGAAUUCCACCGUCGCAGUAAUAACUCCUCUUGCAGCUAUUCAAAAUAUAUGUAAGAGGGUACAGAAGCAUUACUGAGGCACCAGUUCUGCCCUCACAGUACAUACAAACAUGAAUUGGAAGGCAUGUCUCCAUAGUGGCUGACAUGUAUGGCUCCCCCCAAUCGUGCCAUCCAUGUAUCAGGCAAUGGGGAACAGAGGUGGUGCAUGUGCAUGCAAGUAUCAUCUCUGAAACAUACAGGCCGGGUGUGUCACAGGUAUCUUAACGUGCCGUCAAGGUUACAGUCCCCACCCUUGCUAGCUUGCAUAUAGUUUUGAAUGUCUGCACAGCGCUCUUCCUGUGUAACUUUCAAAUCAUAAAUGCUGUGCUGUGCCUUUGUCACCAGCAAGAGUACAAGAUGAUUACUCACUCUCCCAGAUACCCUGGAAUUACUGACUCACUAUCUCCGGGAGAGUUCUUCAGUGCACUCAGACUUACUGGAGUUAAAUGUGUUCCUCAAAUAAAGCUCAAUUUAGCUUCGUA
Molecule: messenger RNA, 8367 nt
Organism: Varanus komodoensis (Komodo dragon)
Lineage: Eukaryota; Metazoa; Chordata; Lepidosauria; Squamata; Varanidae
Gene: CLASP1
Product: cytoplasmic linker associated protein 1
Exons: 42
Coding region: 669-5378 (1569 amino acids)
Biological process (GO): mitotic spindle assembly
Cellular component (GO): cytoplasmic microtubule; spindle microtubule; mitotic spindle
Molecular function (GO): kinetochore binding; microtubule binding
Source: RefSeq, a predicted model, not a curated record